Molecule: messenger RNA, 653 nt
Organism: Plodia interpunctella (Indianmeal moth)
Lineage: Eukaryota; Metazoa; Arthropoda; Insecta; Lepidoptera; Pyralidae
Exons: 1
Coding region: 110-604 (164 amino acids)
Source: RefSeq, a predicted model, not a curated record
CACUUUCCGCUAAACAUUGGUCGAAAUGACAAGGUCGAUAUAUUUAAAAAUUCACGUUUUGUAUAUUUGAUUGAAAUUAAUUAAGCAAAUUAUAUUUUAAAGGUAAACAAUGUACACAGAUGACAAUUCAGAUAAAGAGAGCGAGGUCGAGGAGAGAAGUCCCGACGACAGUCCGAAUAUCACCAAGAAGUCGUUGUCGACGGUCGGCUUCAGGAACAACAACGAGAACCUGACGGCGCGGCCGCUGACGCUGCGCGCGACGCAGUCGUUCACGGGCGCGGUGGAGGAGCUGCGCACGUGCGGCAACUUCCAGAGGAUGAACCUGUGCAACAGAAUGAACGUGGUGUCGAUGCCGAAGGUGAGCACGAUCUGCCCGUGCGGCUGCCUGCUGCGGCCGGCCACCACGGGCCCCUUCCGCACGCGCGAACAGAACACGCUCGCGCUGCACGUGGUGGCGCCCGAGGUGCUCACCCACCACGGCUACUGCUUCGAGCCCUCGCAGAUCGCCAUGUUCUGGAAGAAGGACUGCCGCAUGUUCCUUUGGAAAGGAAAAGCCAAAACGAAGAAUGUCAUAGUCGCCGAACCCCGUAAAAACUUAUCUUAAGCGGUGUUUACGAUGUUUUACAUUAUUUAUUUAAAAAACUAUAAACGAU